Rhineura floridana is the source of this 2993-nucleotide messenger RNA. RefSeq names its product coiled-coil domain containing 116 (gene CCDC116). The record is from RefSeq and is a predicted model, not a curated record. The transcript is spliced from 6 exons. Gene Ontology annotation, cellular component: centrosome. The coding region runs from base 597 to 2993 and encodes 798 amino acids. NCBI's taxonomy places the organism in Eukaryota, Metazoa, Chordata, Lepidosauria, Squamata, Rhineuridae.
AGAACUGAAUUUACGAUGGGAAAAAUGAGAAACUGACAGAACUGAAAAGGGCAGAUCUUUCCAUCCCUAACGCGCUGUUUGCUCAGAAGGGGCUCGCGGGGGCUGCAAUGCGCCUUGUGCCCAGGACUGCCGCCUCGCUCUCUUCCCCUCUCCCCGCCGCCCACCCCGCAAGCCGCGGAUCUGGGCAGAAAGGGCAACCGGCUCGGUCCCUGCCUCUCCCCUCUUCCCCAGCCUGGCAAGACUGACAAGGGUGCAAAGUCUGUUUCUUAUCAAGGGAGGCCGGCGCGAUUCCGGGAGGAAGGGCCCGAUGGACUGCCUCUGUCUGGAGAUCCGAUGCACCCAGCCGCCUCCGGGCGCUGCAAAGCUCUGGGCGCCGUCGCCACCCGCGUCCCGAGCGAAGGGGAGACGAGAUCGCUCCCGCACUCACCCAUGUACAUGCUGGCGACCAUCGUGUGGUUGGGGGAAAAGCCGUAGCUCCCUGGCAGAGCAUCUGCUUUGUGUUCUGAGGGUCCCAGGUUCGACGUCCAGCUUCUCCAGAAAGAGGAGAAAGAAGACGUGAAAAGGAGGAGGGGGGCAGGCGCUGUCCUUUCAGCACCAUGGUGAGUCGCAGAUACUCUGGCUAUCUGGCAGACGAUGAGAGCCUCAGGGGACCUCAGCUGAGGCACCUGGACACCAGCCAGAGACAAGAUGCCUGCGACUGGGGAAGCCUCCUCAGGCCACCUUCCCGCUGUCAGUUCCGGGAUCAAUUCACCGCCUCCACUGCUUCUGCAUACAGCGCUUUCACCAGGUCAAGCAAAGGGAAACGCAAACAGCGAGCGGAGAGCACCCGAGAAAGCAGCCACCUUGCAAAUGAAUUCUCAGAGUUUGUGGAUUUCUUAGCGGAUGAGGAGGUCCUAGACAGCCUUCAGAACAUCGUCGAGGACGCCGUCCAGAAACUGCGACAGGUGACGACAGAGGAUGGAGAGCAUAUAUUUGACGUCCAGGAAGAUUCCGCCUCGAGCCUUGAAAGCGGAUCGUGGUCAUUUUCCUACAGCUCCCGGUCUAGGCGCCAGACCACCACCAAUACGUCCAGCUCUGAAGAUGACUGGGAGACGCGUCUCCAGAGCAGAAGGCAGCUAAAACCGGAAGGCAAAAUGUGCCUCUUGGAUAAAUAUGCCGCCAGGCUCCCCAAGCUAGAGAGGAAGCCCACGGAGGAAGUUUCUGGAGGAUUCCAUGCAGAGACAUUUUCAGAACGAUCAGGGGACAAUUAUUAUUUCCGGCAAGAACACUUCCACAUUUGGGCCAAAUUGGCAGAGUCUUUCCCUAAGAUACGGCCACCCAAAAAAGAUUAUUUUGCAAAAUUUAGAAAAGAGAUCCCAAGACAGUCACUCUCGAUAGAAUCCCUCCAGAAGGAGAUCACCAAUGUUCUAAAACGCCCCACGCCCAGCAGUAUACCCUUGUAUUAUCCAGGAACUCAGCCUUUCCAAGCCCUAGACUUCUUAGAAGAAAACAAAAUCCUUGCCGCUCUCCAAGAUAUUAUAAACCAAGCUGUCCUCAAAGUCCUGGAGGCGACUGUGACAGAUGGAAUCCCCACCGUGAACCUUUUCGACGACCAAGGCCAAUUUUUGAUGCUGUGGGACUCUUCAAAGGGAGGCAGCGAGGAAGAAGAGGAGAUGAAGAGCGGCUCAGCAGCUUCCGGGAGCGUGGAAGAAUCGUCGGAUGAGGGCGACUCCAAAUCCGAAGACGGGAAGUCGGCAGACGGGGGGAAGAAGAAGAAGAAGAAGAAAAAGGGGAAAAAGAAAAAGAAAGCGAAGGGAGAGUCUCCGGUGACAGAAGAGAAGGCUAAGCCAAAAUAUACCCCCCCGCCCCUUCCCAAAAGCAAGCGGAAAUCUAUGGUGUCGGAGGAGUCUCAGCGCAAGCCCAAAUAUGUGCCGCCUCCGCUGCCAAAGUCAAAGCCGCGGGCACCACCCGACGAGCCCCCGCCCAAACCAAAAUAUGUCCCACCCCCACUUCCGAAACCAAAACAGAAAAAGCAAGACUCCGCCCAGGCAGUAGCUGAGUCCGCCAAACAGCCUGUUGUUUCAAGGCAUAUCAUUAGUCCCAAAGACAUCAAGCGUGCCCGGCUGCAGGGCCGGCCUAUCCCCAAGCAAUCCAUCAUCGAUUUUCUGAUUGAAAACGCCGCCAAGCUAAUCUUAUACAAGUACAACUACGAAACACUUCUCUCUGAGAAGCUGGGAUUCAUAUCGGUUCCCGUGACGAAGGUCCUCCUGGAGAUCAUGUUUGGCUACAAGAGAGUUAAGGACAGCGGGAUACGCCUCUCCUCUCAAAUCGACUGGUCGACAGUCUACAAUGAGAUCUACACGCUGCGCCCGCCUAAGCCCAAGACCCCAAAACACAAAGCAGGGGACAAAAAGAAAGGCAAGGAGAAGAAAAAGAAAGCUGCGGACAAGCAGAAGAAAUCAGGGGAGAAGAAGAGUGUCCUUUUUAAAUCUGAAAUGCCCACAGGCAAAGUCGUGCUCAUGAAGUCCCCUGUAGAGCAUGACGCUGCAUCGAGCAAAAUGCGGCGAGCAGACUCCACUACCGAGCAAGAGGAUGAUCAAGCUCCAGAUAUUUUCGAGAUAGUUCCUCCACAAUUUCCCAGAGAGGAUGAAACCGACGAGAUCUCUGUAGAUGGCGAGAACCAUCUAGUCCAACCAAUAACAUCUAAGGAUUCUGUCACCUCUGCCUUGGACAGCCCAAAGAUAUCUGUUGCUUCUGAAGACAGCCCGACAAAAAUCAUAGACACUCCUCAAGAUUCCGAAGGCCCAUCACCGCCUAACGUGUCCCCAAAGCAAUCAUUGUCUCAAAAAUUAAGCAUAGCUCCGGAUAACAACAGAGGAUCUGGGACUCUUUUGCCUGAAGUGGAAUCUUCGGGUCAGGUGUCUGGAGAACUCUUGAAGAAAGUCUUGUCGUCUCGAAAGUCUAGCUUGAAUAUGGAGGGCAGCAAGACUCUUCUGCCUAAAAUCUCAAACUAA